This is a messenger RNA of Dermacentor silvarum, 718 nucleotides long. RefSeq names its product salivary cystatin-L. The record is from RefSeq and is a predicted model, not a curated record. The transcript is spliced from 4 exons. NCBI's taxonomy places the organism in Eukaryota, Metazoa, Arthropoda, Arachnida, Ixodida, Ixodidae. Gene Ontology annotation, molecular function: cysteine-type endopeptidase inhibitor activity. Bases 189 to 617 code for a protein of 142 amino acids.
ACAAGGUCACGUAGUUCCCAGAAGCAGUACCCGACCGUCUCGACCAGCCGUUCCUUCCCCCUCACCUCGCCCUCACCGUCGCUUUCCGGCGCCAAAGAAAACGUUCCGCUGUAACGCCUCCUUCGUCGAGUGAUUCCGAAGCCCACCGAGAGCGGCAUUUUCACGCCAUUUCAGUGUACAGGGUAACCAUGGCUUUUUCGGGCGUGGUAGCGUAUGGAAUGCUAGUCGUCCUGCUCGCUGCCUUCUCUUGCUGCACGGCCGGCCCUGGACGCUUGGUGGGUGGAUGGAAAAAGCACAGUGUUAAUGAGAAACCGGUGUUCGAGGAGUUGGCGCACUACGCCAUAUCCCAACAGGUCGGCGGCCGAGAGUACUUCGACACCGUACUCGAGCUCGUCGACGUCGACACGCAGCUCGUGGCCGGCACAAACUACCGAAUCAAGUUCAAAGUAGCUGAGUCGACCUGCAGAGUGACAGAAUCUUACACCCGGGAGGCCUGCCUUCCAAAGUCUCGAGAGUCGGUGAAGGACGUCUGUACCGCCGUCAUCUAUGAAGUGCCUUGGCUCAACGAACGUUCGAUCACCUCAUUCACGUGUGAAGGCACAAGCACUUCCAAAUAGAGAGGAAAAUGCGUCAACGAUUUUCAGGUGUCAACUAAUACUCAAAUUUUGUGAUUUAUUUUCUACUGUUUACAUUGAAGCCAGAAAUAAAGCCAGUAACC